This is a messenger RNA of Theobroma cacao (cacao), 784 nucleotides long. The record is from RefSeq and is a predicted model, not a curated record. NCBI's taxonomy places the organism in Eukaryota, Viridiplantae, Streptophyta, Magnoliopsida, Malvales, Malvaceae.
UAAAUCCUCUUCCACCCUUCUCCACUCUUUUCCAUCAUCCCCCCAUCACCAACUUUCUUCUCCGAGCAAAAGAAAUCUCUAGCCAAAACGCACCCCAUGAACCCUAAUCUUUCUACUUGUUACAAUAAUCUAACCAAAGAAGAAAUCUCCAAGCUUGAGUCCAUCAUCCAAACCCACCAUACGUUUCCUCCAGCCUCAAACACAUGCACAUCUUUGAUAACACAACGUAUAAACGCUCCCUUAAGCUUCAUAUGGCCAUUUGUACGCGAUUUCGAAAACCCUAAUAAGUACAAGCACUUCAUUAAGAGUUGCACAAUGAAAGGAGAUGGGGGAGUUGGAAGCAUGAGAGAUGUCACAGUUAUAUCAGGCUUACCGGCGUCGACAAGCACGGAAAUACUGGAGGUAUUAGACGAUGAUGACCAUGUUUUGAGCUUUCGGCUUGUGGGAGGAGAUCAUAGGCUGAAUAACUAUAGGGCAGUGACAUCGGUUAAUGAGUUUAACCAAGGAGGGAAGGCUUACAGCAUGGUUUUGGAGUCCUAUACGGUGGAGAUACCCCAAGGGAACACUGAAGAGGACACUAAGAUGUUUGUGGAUACUGUUGUGAAGUUGAACUUGCAAAAGCUUGCAGACGUCGCCAUGGCAGCUUUACAAGGACAUGAAACAAAGGUUGUUUGAGCCAGCAGCUGUGUCAGUGGAGAUGAUGAUAGUGACGAAAUUCGAAUAACGCACGUGGCAUUAUUGAUAACGAAAAUUUUUAUAUAAAACAACUAUGCUAUUGAGAAUA